Messenger RNA from Lachancea lanzarotensis, 708 nucleotides. It is a transcript of the gene OCA6, whose product is annotated as LALA0S07e01706g1_1. NCBI's taxonomy places the organism in Eukaryota, Fungi, Ascomycota, Saccharomycetes, Saccharomycetales, Saccharomycetaceae. Gene Ontology annotation, molecular function: phosphatase activity. The coding region runs from base 1 to 708 and encodes 235 amino acids. Gene Ontology annotation, biological process: protein dephosphorylation. The transcript has a single exon. The record is from RefSeq and is a predicted model, not a curated record.
AUGUCGCUGGUUACUCCGUUGUAUUUCAGUGCUGUUCAAGCCAACUUUUAUAGAGGAUCACAACCAAGGGAAAUCAACCUACCCUUCCUCGUAACGUUGGGGUUGAAAUACAUUGUUUCACUCACACCAGAGCCUUUGACGACGGGAGAUUCAUGCAUGGAGACGUUUUGCCGAGAAAAGGGUAUUGAAAACGUUUUUAUCGAAUGUAACAACGAGAAAGCACCCAAGGACAAGUCGAAGAGUAAGGUGAAACGCAAGAAAAAGGCCGUUCCAAUCGAUUACGAUGUUGUAGUACAAUGCAUACAGUUCCUGGCAGAUAAAAAUCAUUAUCCAUGCUAUAUACACUGCACAAACGGAGAAUUGGUGACAUCGCUAGUGGUGGCAUGUCUUCGAAAACUGUCGUAUUGGAGCACGGUAUCGAUAUUUAACGAGUUUUUGACGUACAACUCAAGCAUCAACAUUCAUGAACGUGGAUUUAUCGAGAAUUUCAAUCUCGACAUCGAUAUACGGGACCUGGACAUGAAAGAUAAAGUUUCGUGGAUGAUUGUACGAUCCAGCAGUGUUUCUGACACCCAUCAGAGAAAUGGAUGUUUGGGUGAAGAUGACAAACAACACACCAAUGUUGGGGGGACCCAUCGUGCCAUCAGACGCAUUGGAAGUUUUCCAGGUAUGCUUCCGCGACUCAAUUUCCAUGGUGUGAACACUUAG